CCCGGUCAGGCAACAUUGACACCGUCGCAUAUCACUCAAUGCUCUGAACGUCCCUCCCUUCUGCAUCAACCAGCUUGGAAAUGUAAUACUGCGAACGCUUGGAACCAUAUCCACCACUCUCCCUCCCCUUCGACAUCCCCAACCCGCCUCCUUCCGCCAUGCCUUUCAACGAGUUCGCCUCUGCUGCCCGCUCCCUCUCCCUCCCCGUCGAUGACUCCGAGGACGAUCCUAUCCUACCCACACAUACUCGGCGAUCCGAACAGGGCUGGCGCAGAAGAUCACCGUCGGAUCCUGACAAUCUCAUACCAACAUCGCAGACAGCUCGCACCAAAUGGCUGCAACAGGCGGAAGACUGGCAGCGGCACGGCCUGAGGAUGUGGUCGAGGUUGACGCCCUUGCAAAAGGUUGGGCUGGUCGUGCUCAACAUCGCACUCCUCGUCCUGAGCAUACUCUUCCUGGUGUACAACGAACGCAUCUUCGCCGCCCUCGGCACCAUGGCUAAAGGAUGGCGAGACCUGACCGGCGGUUGGCUCAUUCUCUGGGCCCUGACCUUUGUUGUUUCCUUCCCGCCACUGAUCGGGUUCACUUCAUGUGUGACCAUGGCGGGCUUCGUGUACGGGAUGAAAGGCUGGUUCAUCAUCGCGAGCGCGACAGUAGUCGGAUCGACAUGCGCUUUCAUCCUCUCCCGCACCGUGCUCCGCAACUUCGUCAACCGGUUGACCGAGAAGAACAAACGAUUCGCCGCUCUGUCUCUCGUUCUCAAGCACGAUGGUCUGAAGCUCUUGACCAUGAUCAGAUACUGCCCUCUGCCUUACAGUCUCAGCAAUGGCGCCAUCAGCACGAUUCCUACGGUAACAUGGCAGAACUUCGCCCUUGCAACGGCUUUCGCAACACCGAGACUUCUCCUCCACGUGUUCGUGGGCAGUCGAUUGGGCAGUUUGGCAGAGAAUGGAGACAAGAUGGACGGCAAAACGAAAGCAGUCAGCUAUGUCAGCAUCGUAAUUGGUAUCAGUGCCGGCCUCGCGACUGGAUACGUUGUUUACGUCCGCACAAAGGCGCGAGCAAGAGAAUUGGAAGCCGAAGAAGCCGCCGCUGCAAAUGCGAUGCCUCCGCCCAACGGUGGCUUUGCGGAUGAUCCGGCCGAGCAGGAUGCUAUCGAUGUGCUCCGAAGAGGCGACGACGAUAUCAGCUUGCAUCAGGCGUACACUGAUGAUGCUGAAGCUCGCGAGUAUCGGGACGAGUUCACAGACGACGAGGAUGCGGAGGAGCAAGACGUCUUCGACAUUGGCGAUGGAGAGGGUGAGGAGGAAGAGAAUGACCGCGGAAGAUUCGGUCGAUAGCGGCGAUGGUGUUGCUACGAGCUGUGUUCAUAGCACAGGGACUUGAGAUACUAAUCAUUAGAGAUAGACGGAGGAAACGCUGCGAAUCGUUACAGCCAUUUCCAGUUUUUAGCACGCUCAUCUCCUUUCCAUACCUACGUUAUGUCUUGUCU
Neohortaea acidophila is the source of this 1492-nucleotide messenger RNA. RefSeq lists its product as uncharacterized. NCBI's taxonomy places the organism in Eukaryota, Fungi, Ascomycota, Dothideomycetes, Mycosphaerellales, Teratosphaeriaceae. Bases 159 to 1340 code for a protein of 393 amino acids. The record is from RefSeq and is a predicted model, not a curated record. Gene Ontology annotation, cellular component: Golgi membrane. Gene Ontology annotation, biological process: mitotic spindle elongation; vesicle-mediated transport. The transcript has a single exon.